Xyrichtys novacula (pearly razorfish) is the source of this 26784-nucleotide messenger RNA. NCBI's taxonomy places the organism in Eukaryota, Metazoa, Chordata, Actinopteri, Labriformes, Labridae. The record is from the annotation of a GenBank genome assembly.
GGACUCCGCCCCCCUUUCCUCCCCGCUCCUCACAGAUAACCCUGUUUGUUCUCCGUAGAGACACGGCAUCUUGUUUUGUUUGCACUUACACACAGUUAAGCAUCAUAUUUUGGAUUAAGACGAUGGCUGACAGCUGAAACCUCCCGACUCAAACACACCAAGUUUACAGGUAAGAGUUGGUUUUCACAAACUGCCAUUAUGCUCGUCCUAACAGGUGCAGGCUGGAUUGAACCGCGAAUUUACACUUCCAUAAACCAGAUGAAAUCAGCCGAGCUUUGCCGAAUUUGAGUUUGUCUUCGGUGUCAACUUUCUGAGAUGUUUCAAAGUAAACAUCACUUAUUUGAGGACACAGGAAUAAUUUCCUUCUUUUUCCGUACGAGGUUUGGCGCUCUGUCGACACCUGUGUUUAGAUUAGCUUAGAUUUAAGCUCCGGAAAACUACCACUUGUAAGUUUGUGGAGCUGGGUAUUACUACAAUUUGUUCUCAGACACAAAAGGCGACAUGUGACCGAGGAUAAAUAGUAAUUUAACAUUUCUUAACUUAAGGUUCAAAGUGGUUUUGUUAGAUUAUACUCCUUCACACCGGGACGCUGUUAGUCCAGAGGGCGAACUGCACACAGGGUCCGAGUUAAUGACUGGACUGAGUGUUGUUGGUCUGAUAAUUUUCACCUCCAGCGUUUGGUUUGCUCUGUUUUUACUGCUCUGUUUACAUGAGACUGAUAUAUUUGACCUGCUCUGUGCUGUAGAAACAUGUUAAAAUAGUUUAAACUGUUUUAAAUCUGCUGUAAUAUCACACUGAGACGUUUUCCACAGGAUCCACAGCUAAAAGGAACAAUUAUCUCACAUUAUUCAGAGUAUUUGUGAACUAUUUAGACUAUCUUAUCAAAUACAUGUUUCAGAUAUUGUCACUUUUGAGGUUUUAGGUCUUUUAAAGAGGUCUAUAUAUAUCCUACUUAUUGUACUAGUUUGGUUUAUAGUGAGACAUAUCGCUCCAGUAUUGAAAAACAAACAACAACAAACACUUGAAGGUGUUAUGAACACUUGAGCUAAAAUAAUAAUGUCACAAGAUCAUCUUCUGGUUUAUUACCUGGUGACAAGUCCAAUAACAUCAGUCAAGAUAUGACACUUUAACACCUCUGGCACUUUCCAUCUUCGAGGUCCCAGUUUGGACUCUAGCACUAAAGUGAAUAUUUUACAAAAAUCUGGUCUUUCAUAUAUCAAAGAAACAGUUAUUUCUUCAUUGUUGCUGUCAAAUAUGAAGCAUCUUAAGAAGUAUUUUUAAUUGUCUUCAGACGUGUCACUGGCUCGAUCAUAUUUGCACUAAUUUUUGGAUAAUUAAAGGUGAUAGGGGCCAUAAUGAUUGACAGUACCGUAAAGAGUGAGCCCUCCUCGACACUUUUAACUGUAAAUAUUCAGACAGACUGAAUUUUUUAAUCAGUUUUAAGACUGAAGAAUGAGACUCUACUUUAACAUGAACAAGAGGAGCUUUCUAAACUUUCAGAAAAAUCUCUAACAGGAGCUUUAAUCCUGCAAAAAUUCAGAUUUCUGCUUCUUGACUGAAAUGUUUUUCACUGUGUUCCUGUAAAAGUAGCUUUUUGUGUGAUUUUGAUCCUAUUAAAUGAACAUUUGUGCCUUUAUCUCCAUUUUCUUACAUUUUCAGUCUGUUAAUUUAAGUGUAAAUCAGAUCAGAUGGAUUGAUAGAUGAUCAUUUUCAGGCUUAUUUAGAAAAUCUUGACCAUUAAAGCUACUGUAAGGAGUUUUUAACUGUUUAUAUAACAGACUGAAAUGAACAGAAAAGCCUCCUAAUGAUAUACAAAGGCAAACAGGACAAUCGACAAUACAAACUACAAUUUUUAAAGUGUAGUUUUUAAUGCCUGAAGCCUCUGAGAGGGGGUAGCUGUAUCUAUUUGUCCACAGGGGGCGCCAAAACCAGCCCAAACAGAAAGUUCCUCAUAAGGGUUGUCGUGUCAGCUCUCAGGUUGCUCCUUUUGUUCCGAGGUGCACUUGUGCUCAUAUCAUUGCAGCUCCUCUCUCCUUUAUACACACAUGCACCUGUUUACACACCUUUAACACAAACCCUCAGGUUUCUGUAGCUGCUGUGUGUGUGUGUGUGUGUGUGUGUGUGUGUGUGUGUGUGUGUGUGUGUGUGUGUGUGUGUGUGUGCGCGUGUGUGUAUGGAAUCAAAGCAGCGUGUGUGUUUCUGCCUCCUGUUCGUCUCACGCUGUCUGAGCUGCAAUAACAAGACCACAAACUCUGUUUCCUGGAGACUCAGGAGGAAGCAGGAGAAAGUUACUUCAAAACAGAGCAAGGUCAAAGAGUUCAAAUCGAUAAAAACAACCAAUAAAAAAACAACUCCAACAAAAAGUUUUAGGCUACAAUUUCACAUGACAGUAUUUCAGCUUCUAAUGCCAAACUUUCUUUUUGCAGCCUUCGCUGUUUGUGCCAAAAUGGACUUUUUCAUCGCUAAUUCAUUGACCAUGACCAAAACUAAGUGUAAUAUGCCAAACCUCAUGGUCCUUAUCACUAAUUAUAAAUGAUAAAGAAAUCAUGCAAAUCACCACGUUUCAGAACCUGAAAAAUACAAGUUUAUCCUGCGUAAUAAUGACUCCUCUGUUUAUCAAUAUUUGGCACUAAUUUCCCGGUUGUAGCUUCAGACAUUUAUUUUUCCUUCAGGGUAAUUGGUCCCUUUUGUGACUCACCACUUUUUUUAUUAUUCCAGCAGUUUUUUGGCUGUUUUUCAAAAUCUUAAUUAGGUUGGAAAGCAGCAGAGAGACCUUAUGUUAAAGGGAUAUUCCGGUGUAAAAUUAAUUUAGGGUCAAAACGCCACUCUAUAGCCACAAAUAAUGCUCAGAACAGCACCUAACUUCAUCAACAGGACAUAUAGGGUCACAGACAUAGUACUAGACACCAAACAUCUUUUUAACUUUGACUCAUUUCUUUAGCAAAGAGACUAAACACAACUCACCUACUCUCUUCCAGACACCCACCUGUCAAUCACAUCAGCCCCACCCUAAUCGUGCCUAAUUACUCAUAAUUUGUUGUGUAAUUAUCGUCAAAAUAGUUGAGUUAUAAAAAUUCACAACUUGUACAGCUGUUAAACAUAACAAUGAAUCACAGAGCAGAUAUGUGUGUUAAAUCAGUCGAACAGUUUCAUGCUCUCACCUUAGUAUUAGAAUUACAGACUGGUUAAAAGGAUCGUUAAUAUUUUAUGACUAUAGUCUUGUAUUUGUAGCUCUGGUUAAUGACGAUGGUUUGAAUGUUUUAAUACUUUAAUGUUCUACUACCUGGAUGUAAACAAGCACAGAGGACGAGUUUCAGGGAGUCGUUAGAUAAUAUUAGGGUCAGAAAAUAGAGAGGAAGUUGAUAGAGGAAACAGAUAUUUUGAAAGUGUUUAAAUUUUUAUCAAAGGUUUAAAUAACUGGUAAAUUAGACGCCUCAGAUCGCUCUCAGUAAAGUGAACAAAUUUGUUUUUGUCGUCUGCAAACCUGCUUCAAUCUGCUGUGAAAAUGAACGUUUUAACACAAGUGUUAAUGGGCUCUUUGGCUGUUUGAGACAGCCCCAAGUGGACACUUGAGGAACUGCAGUUCUAAGCACACAAAGAUAUGAAGUGACCUUUUAAAGUAUAUGUAAUUAUUUAGAAACAGUUUAUCUGUUUGAAUCUAAAGAUUAAGGAUGUAUUAGUUUGUGUAGAUGUUAAUGCUUCACUUUCAGAGGACUGCUGCUGCUACUCAGUUUAUCAAAAACCAAAAUAAAGCUCUGAAUGAUGAAAAUAUCUGUUUUUUUCAGCACUAUAAUGGAAACUCGUACAGUCUAAGACCUCAGUAUAUGUACUGUUUCAUUAAUGCAAGAAAUGUGACUGGGAGGAGAACGGCUGAAAAGUAAUCUGUAGGUAAAUUUUCUUUGUUUCCAGGCUGAUUGUAAGGCUGAAUGUUUCUAAUCUUAAAAUUGUCAUUGUGCAAAAAAUACUAAUGCAUUAAAACCAAUAUUUUUACCAAUUAUCGACAUGGUCAGGGCUGUUAUAAGUUUAUCAAAAAUAUUUCACUUUGCUCCUCAUUUUUGGAAAUAUUGCACAUUUUGUGUUUUUCCCAUUAAAAAAAAUCAGGGGUUCUCAUGACAAAAAAAACCACUAAAAACCUAAAAAAAAAAAAAAAAUUAUAAUUAACUUUAUAUCUUUGGAUAGGUCCGAAGUUGUUGACAAGAUGUGAUGCUUUAAAAGUAAAUAAAAUUUGAAUGUAUCAUGUUUUUACUGCACUUUUAUUAGACGGACCGUUUGUGUCCACGAGGAUAACAAGUGUCAGUAAAUUUUAAGGGAAAACUCCUCGUUCAGUUCGUUCCUCCUGAUGGGACAUUAUUCUCCAUAUGUGGGACAACAGAGUCAGCCUGUUUUUACACCUGACAUGUCCAACAAUAAGUUUCGGUUUGCAGCUUUUUAUUGUCGCUGAUGUUUUUCUCUCUGCGGGUGAUUAUAAGGAGCAGGUUUAUUUCUUUACUGCUGCAGCGUGAGCCAAAGUAAACACUCAGAGCGGCGUGUUCGUGACAGCGGCAGCCACUUCAGGAUGAAUAACUACAUCACCUUACACACAUUCACACACAAUGCUACAAGAAAACAACACGCUUUAGUCAUACUUUCCUCCCGCUCAAAAUAACUCCAUCCUGGCGCACAGCCAGAGGAAUAUACAAACCUGAAUUUCCACACGAGUCGACACCUUUCUGCUCCUCAAAGUGUGUCUCAUCUGAAUGUUCAAUAUUAUUCCUCCAAUCUGAACAACAACAUGAAGCAGAGUGCAGUCUGACAUGUAGGAUCCAGUUUUAGAUGAACUCAAAUGGGAUUAUUAUUGGACUUCAUGAAGGAGUUGGUUAAAUACGUGCACUAGUGAUGGACGAGGGGAAACAUUCUGGUCAUUUUUUCCAAGAUUUAUCCUGGAAAAUAGACGUUACAUUUCAAAACAGGAGCGACAAUUUGACAAAUUUGCAGACUUAUUUUGUUGUUCCACAUAUUUCAGAUGUUUUGAAUUCACUGGAGCCCAUAAAUUGAAGUUAACAGGCUGAAAUAUUGAGGAGAGAUCUGCAGUUUGAAAAGAUACGAAGCAGUUCAUUUCUCUGACGCCGCUGUGUUUCCGUUAAAUUUACAACAACAGAAAUAUGAAAUAUAAAUAAUGAGUCAUUUCAAACCUAAACAGGUCUAUCAUCCAGAUUUGAGGUCUUUUUUUUAAUCAAUAAUCUGUAUUUUGUUUUCACGAUGAUCCUGUUGCAGACUCAAAACACAAACUGACUAACCGACUAGGACAUGAAUCAACCAAAGAAAUUCUCGGUCGACUAAAACCCUGAAAUUUUCAACCAAAAAUCUAAUUAUCGCGGUUCGGCAGGGUGAAAAUAUACUGAUAUCAGCACAAGAAGGCAAUUAAACACAAAUAUUUUAUUCAAUAAACCAGCCGACGUUGAUCAACGUGGACGCUCUUCAAUCUUCCUGAUGCUUGACAGUCUCCAGUGGGUUGGGUGAAUCCAAAAUGGUGAAAACACGGGGGGUGUUCUGAGACAGGCUGUUCUGCUCUGAAAACACCCUCGUUAGCACUUGGUACGUUCCUCCUGAUGAAAUUGACCAUAGACUGUAAAUUGACGCGGAAAAAAAUCGAGUCGACCAAUCACGAACCGAACUGAACUUUCUGAUUGGUUUCUACUGUCCGAUAUUGUAGCACGCUAACUUUGUUUGGGCACCUGAACGACACGGGGGAGCAGCGUCUGCCUCACAACCAAUCAGAUUAGAGGAGGUGGAGAACGGCUUUGUUUACAGUCAGAAAGAGCGGACCGCUCAAAAAUGUUCAAAUGUUGACGACACAGACAUAAGAGAACACAGAGAUAUCGUUAUAUUACCAAAUCUCAUCAAUAACUAAUAACUAUUGACUGAUAAGCCUGUUUGUUUAUCCACCACAAAAAUAGAUGCUUCUUUAACGAAAUCCUGCCUACCUCACCUUUAAUAUUUACAGCAACACACACUUGUUAUACAUGUUUGUUAUGACGUAGGAGGUCAGUUGCGUCUUUACUACAAGUGUGAUUAAAAUACCAGGACUGUUAGUUUACAGAAAAACUCCAAAACUAUAAACAAUAAUCUGAAAUCAGGAAUUCCUCCUCCUGAACCGUGGUGAUGUUUUUAAUCCUCGUCUUUUUGUCUGUUCUGUCUUUUAACCUCUCGUCUGUCGUGUUUUCGUGUCUCUCCUGUCUGUCCUCUGAUCGGGACACUCCUCUGUGUAAAUAAAGGUCGCUCAUAGUUUGCAUGUGUAUUUCACUACAGACUUUCUACAUCAGCUGUAACCUGAGCGCAGCAGCUCUGACCUCUGACCCCCUCUCCAGGUAUCAUGAUGGAGGUGGCCGGUCCCUGGACUGAAGUCUUCGAGGGCUCAGAGAGGACAGAGAAACCCGGACAAGCAGAGACGCUGCUGGGGAGCUCCACCCUGACUCUGGCUCCGCUGGUCCCCGCCGAGUCUCCAUCGGUCCGCCGCUCCCAGCCCAUCAUCAUCAUCGCCUCAAACAGGUACGACCGCCACCAACACACACACAUGAGUCACGGAGAGCGGACGUGAGUCAACAGACUUCUGAAGGAGGAGGAGGAGACGGCGUUGGUCACAUGACGCUGUGAGUCAUGUGGUGUGUAAAGUAGCAGCUGGUUUCUGUUGUGGCUGAUAGAAGAGUGAUUGUAAAGAGGGCUGGACUGUGUGUUCAGGACACACACACACACACACACACACGAGGCAGACUGUGGUUUUCUUUUCUGUCUCUUCCUUCGAACAUGCGACCUUUGUUUGUUUAACCCCGAAGACGAAGAUGCAAACUAAAACCGAGAUCAGAUAGAAACUUUUUCAAACUUCAGAUUUCACUAACCCGUCCUUGUUCCUCUGAUCCGCUCAGAGAUACCUGACUGAGAUCACCUGGACUUGGUGCUUUAGGAGAGUUAAAGGGGCGUAAAAUUAAUUUAGGGUCAAACACACCGUAACACCGAGUUAGACCCCCCCUCCAGAGACGAAUGUUGACUCAUUUCUUUAGCAAAGAGACUAAACAUAAUUCACCUACUCUCUUCCAGCAGCCGCUUGUUUGUAGUGAGACCUCAGGCCAGUCCAUUAGGGACUACAGUGGGGUGACGCAGCUCAAGGAAGAACAUUUAUGAUCAUUUCUUCAUGGAAAUACAAUCAGACCGAGACGCUAAGACAGAAGAACUACAGCGUCUGCAGUGAAAAUGAUUAAUAUGAUGAUUAUUACUUUGAGGAAAUGAUAAAGAAAUGAUCAUAAAUGUUAUUCCUUGGGCUGCGUCACCCCGCUGUAGUCUGUAAUGGACUGGCCUGAGGUCUCGCUACAAACAAGUGGCUGCUGGAAGAGAGUAGGUGAGUUGUGUUUAGUCUCUUUGCUAAAGAAAUGAGUCAAAGUUAAAAAGAUGUUUGGUCGUUACUAAAGUUGGUAUAACUAGAGAAGAAAGCGGUCGACAACAUUCAUCUCUGGAGGGGGGGUCUAACUCGGUGUUACGGUGUGUUUGACCCUAAAUUUUAUUUACGCUGGAAUAUCCCUUUAAAUUCCUCCAUCACCUGCACAUUUUAUCCUAGUUUGCUUUCUCUAAAACUCCACAAAAGCCCCGUCCUUCAGCUGGACUUCACUUGGAUUUAUCUGAGUUGAACAGGAAGAAUAAACUGAGAUUAUAAAACAGAUGAAGAAGAUCUUCAGUGUUUAUUUAAAGUCAUUCAUUUAGAGAUAAAUCGUCUUUUGAAACCAUCUUCGAUCUUUUCUGUUUGUUUCAGGAUAAGAGGUGUCGAGUCCUUCUCCUCCUCCUCUGUUCCCUCCUCCAUACCGAACCCGUUCCCGGAGCUCUGCAGCCCCUCCAAGUCUCCAGUCCUCAUCAAUUCACUUCCUCCUCCUUCCAGUGACAAACACGUGAGUCCAGAGCGUCCUCAGUGAGACGCCGCUUUAACACUUUUGAUCUUUAACGUUUGAGUUACUGAUUUAACGUUUGAAUCAUGUGUCCAAACCAAACGGACGGUUCUGCUUUUAUUUGAAGUUUUCUCUCGUGUUUGAUUAAAAAGUCGAGUUUUCAAGUGUUUUUGAACUUUGUUUAAACUUUAAAGAGAAAGUUUAUAUUUUGUUUACUAUCACACUUUCUGGCAGGGAACUACUAGGAGAUGAACUAACAAACUAUAAGACAGAAAAACAUUAAAAAACAGAUUUAUCCAAUAUUAUCAAUAUUUUUGAUCUUAUAGAUCAGCUCUGAAGUGUAAACCUCUGCACAUCUGUCUGACAGCUAAACUAUGAGAUUAAUUGUUCUAGGGCUGGGCGAUAUGUCCUCAAAUCAAUAUCACGAUAUAUUGAUCAGUUCACCUCUAUAACGAUAAAUGGACAAUAACUACUCCACAAGCUGCUCACCCCCUCCCACAUUAACUUCAUCUACUUCAGCCGCUACAACUUGUGAACUGUCCUCCAUCUCCUCACCUGUCUUUCCCUCUUUGUUACAGACUGGAUGGGGUGGAGUCACGUCUCUGACGUGGGACAGCGUCUUAAAGAGACAUGAGACCAUAGCCUACCUACACACAUCCAAAAACAACUUUGAUUUAUUUAUUGUUUAGACACCGAAUAUACCGAUACGGGCAAAAUGACGUUGGUUAUUGUCGUAAAUUUCAGUAUCGGUAAAUUUUUGGUUCAUCGUCCAGCCCUAAAUAAUAUCAUUCAAGGACAACUGGACUUAGGCGAAACGUCCCAAGUAAGUCCAGUUGUCCUUUCAACCAAGAAAAUGACGUCGGUUACUGUUGUAAAUUUUGGUAUCAGUAAAUUUUUGGUUUAUCGCUCAGCCCUACUCCAAACUGAAUCAGACUGAUGUGGUUGAGAGAAAACUUGACCCCUAAAUUUGACAGAAAAAUCACCUCCACGCCGACUCUGUCCCUGAAAACAACCCACAGCUGCUCUCAGGUGACUUCCUCAGACCAAUAAAAUCCCUCUUCUCUGAAUCACUCGGGUUUACUGACCCGCCAACAUCCAAUAAAGAUUAGACGUCGAUAAACACCGGAGACUGACAUCAUUAUUUUUCUGACGGACGUUUGUCAACAGAGUAAAUAUCAGGUGGUAUCGAUGUCCAACUGAUUCGUCAGCGCAGACGUCAAUAAAACAAUAAAAGUAGGAAAAACAGUCAAGGUCAUUUCCCAGAGGUGACGUUAACGAACUUUUGUUUGUGCCAAAGAGGGAGGCGGGAAAAGACGGGAUACACUCGCACCAGGAGAGUCGGAAUCAGCUGAUGUCUCUGUUUUUCUUAGAUUUACCAAAAUUAAAGUUAGUUUGUGAGUUUGUUAGUACUCAGGUGUGCUCUGCUGGGUUUUAUUUUACAUAAACUCCAAAUGUAGAGCCAAGAACACGUCAGACUCAGAGUUAGUUAGUGUGGACUCUUCCACUCUCCUCCUGCAGCUCAUCGUUUCUAUCUCAUCUCGUCUGAGUCUGAGCGCCCUCCUGACAUGUAACCACGCAGGUUACAUGUCAGGAGCUGCCUCAUAAAGAAACAUGCUCUCUCUCUCUCUCUCUCUCUCUCUGUCUCUCUGUCUCUCUGUUUUUGACUCUCUGCCAGUCGUUUCUGAAUCUGUUAAAACAAAAAAAAAGACAGAUGAGAUCUGAGGAGCAGUGGUGCGUGCAGUCUGUGUUCAGUCUGUGUUCAGUCUGUGUUCAGUCUGUGUUCAGUCUGCGUCCCUGAUGCCGCCGUCUGCUCGCAGGUUAUUCAGCGGUCAAGAUGUUUCCCAGAACCCGCCGCCGUCUGACACGGCAAACAAACCUGCCCGACCAGAAACCUGCAGCUGUCAAUCAGUGAGGCCCGACUGGUUGGACGGGUGCCGGCGUCAGGCAAGACAAAUACUGACUAAGAAUCGACCCGGGGGAGGAAAAUUCCUCUGUGGAAACCUGGCUGUUCAAUAUCCGGUCCAGAGGAGGUGGAGGGAAAUAUUCCCCUCUUUACUCAGCAGAAAUCCAGCGAACAAUGUGCGACCACAGCAGAGAUAAGCUCCGUGACUCAGCAGCAUGCGAUAAUCAAAAACAGAUUUCAGUUUGGGCGUACGAUCUCAGAACACGAGCUGCAGAAAAGAGACUUCAGCAAACAAACUCCAGCUGAAGAGCAAUAAUUCACUCUCAGAUCAUUACUCAGGAUCCUUCUGCAGACAUUUUAAAAUAGAUCGACUUCAGACUCGUUGAUGCAGAACGUGUGACUGGAGCAGGUUUUAUUUUGUGUACGCAGUAUAAGAUAAAAAAAAAGUUCAAACUGGGGAUUUAAAAGCUGCAAAAAGACUUAAAAGACCCAAACACAGUUUAUUAGUGAUACUUCUGUUAAAGAUAUAAAAGCUGGACGGUUUGUAGGAUUUCUUUCUGCAGGUGUGCACGUCAUCGACCUCAGAAAAGUCAAAACCGAUUCAUGCAACUGGAUCGAUUGAGAAAGCCGCUCGUAUUUGGAGUCCUGUGUCUCUCUUUUAGACACAGAAGAAGAGUAAGUAAACACAGAGGAGAGGGUUUCUGUGACCGAUUUGUCAGCAAUGUGCUGAGAGAAGCAUACAGUUUAAUUUCUGAUUCUAUUCAUGCGGUUUUAGGAGGAAAAUAAGAGCUCAGAACGUCGAGAUCUGUAAACAGCUGCAGACGAGGAGAGAGAGUGGAAACAGACAGACGCUCACAUGUAACUUCGGUUUAUUUUUAAUUCUUCAGAGACAGAAAUAUGAAGUUUGUAGGAUCCUUGUCGGACUGAGAGUCUGAUAGCAGACUUAUUUAUGCGUGCUUAUCUCUUUUAAUGAGUAAGGGAUAAUUAGGGCUGGGUGAAAAUUUACUGAUACCGAAAUUUACCCCUCCUUUCUAUUACAUCUCUUUUUCUUCCCUAUUUAAUGUUUUUAUUUUGGUCCUCAUGGUCUCACUUUAUGUCGUAGGUUCUUGUUUUGUCGGGGUCUCUCAUGAAAAAUUAAACUAGCUUCAAUUCUGAGCUUUUGUUUUUUAUUUGUUUUUAUUUCCAUGUGCCCAUUAAGACCUAAAACAGUAACAUUUUUGUUUUUAUCAAAUCAUUUCCGAUGUUUCUUCUUCUUCCUCUAAAGUGAGAAUAAUCCCCAUGAUCCUCUGCGUUUGUGUCUUCUCAGCUCAUAAAGGUCUACGGAGAGGACAGCCACAGCCGCUCUUUGUGGGUCUCUCCUGGAGCAACAGCCAGAGAAGUGUGCCACCUGCUGGUGCAGACGGCUCACUGCAGUGAUCAGGAGAACUGGGCUCUCCUCGAGCUUCAUCCCACCCUCGGCCUGGGUAGAACCCUGACUUUGACGAAACAGACGAUGUUUUUUUAUGUCAUUAAAUGUUUGAUUAUAACAAACUCGUCCUGUGUGUCCUCAGAGAGGUGUCUGGAGGACCACGAGGUCGUGCUGGAGGUCCAGGCCACCUGGUCUCUGAAGGGCGACACCAGAUUCGUUUUCUGUAAAAACUACGCCAAGUACGAGUUCUUCAGGAAACCGAUGGUACGAGGCCGCGGCGGUUUAACGCUGUGACAGUAUAAGUGUCUUUAUGUAAGUGACGCCCUGGGGCGCUACAGGAGGGUGUUGUUGUCGAACAUGUCGGGGCCGCAGACGCCGACAGCCUGACGUCAUGAUGGCGGAUCGUGAUUCUGAGAGGUUGACAGGUUGCGUGCUGGUGGAGACGCUCUGACUUGGUGCCUCAGGUGUUUCAUUACAUCAGAUUAGUCUGCUGUCACCUGUGCUUUUAAAGAAGACGACACCCGCUCAAACAAACUGGUUCUGAUGGACCUGCUGCUGGUUUGAUUUGUUAACUGUCGCCUGAAGGAGCGUCUGAUCGAUGAUGAACGACCAUCAGAUUAAAGUCUUAUGUAACCUGAAAGAAAAACAAGCUCAUAUUGGACAGAAACAGAAACAGUUUAAAUUUAUUUCAUUUAACCUUUAAUCAAAAAAGUCAAAAUUGCUCCAAAUGACAUAAAUCAAAGAAAAACAACAAAUCUGUGAACUUUAAACACCAGAAACUGAGAAUUUUUGCUUUUUUUCAAAUUAACACGACUUUUAAAGAGAUCUUUAACUUUCUAGAUUAAUCAGGUAUCGAUUAAUUCUCCUCCAAACCCUCUAAAAAGUUUGUUUUCACGGCAAAAGAAACCUAAAAACAGUUUUUUGAUUAAAGGCAGCAAUAAAAACCACAAUGAAACAAAAAAGGAGGUGACUUUGUUUGAUUAGAUUAGAUUGAAUUAAAGGAAAUCUAAAACUACAGCUAUUCUUCAGCUUAAAAUAAAACAGUAGGAAAAAAAAAAAAAUUUAAACAUCUUUUUUGUUUCGUAUUAAUAUAACAACCAAAAAAUAUUGUCUCCUUUUUUUUUUUUUCUUUGGUUCUCUUUGGUGAAGAGUUAUUUUAACAUGAGACACUUUUAGUUUUUGUGUGUACUGGUUUCACUUUACACGACUGAUUAUUUACUUUCUAAUUCGAUUAAUACGCCUUAAACAAGAAACCAGAGUCCUGCAGAGAUGAUUCCAUCUGAAGCGUCUCCUUCUCAGACAGUCCCAAUGAUCACCUUCCUCCUCCUCUUCCUCUUUUUCUUCGUCUCUCAGCUGUUCUUCCCAGAGUCCAUGAUCUCUGACAGCGCUGACGACGACGGUAAAAGGAUGAAAUCCUCACAGCUGAUUCAGGUAAAAACCAGGAGAUCAGACCUGGUUUACAGAUGUACAGUAAUGACAACAGGACUUAUGCUGUGUCUGUGUUUCCCAGAAUCUGCUGAAGUCUGGGACCUGUCCAGAGAUUCAAGGUUUCCUUCACGUGAAAGAGCCGAGUCGAAAAGCCUGGAAGAAGGUCUACUUUUUCCUCCGCCGCUCCGGACUCUACUGCUCCACCAAAGGAUCCUCUAAGGUCUGCACGACUCUCACAAAGUGUUGAUUUAACAUCAAACAUUUAAUCCAGGAAGACUUGACUGAGUCAAAGUGACGUGUCUCUGCACAGGAGCCUCGUCACCUGCACUGCGUGGCCGAUCUGGACGAGUUGAACGUGUACACGGUGGUGAACAGCCGUAAACUUUACGGAGCGCCUGCAGACUUCACCUUCUGUAUAAAGGUGAGCUCUUCCUCGGGGCCUCCUCUCUCUCUAAGACACGAUGACACAGAGAAACGCUAAAGAACAAACUAGAGCAGAGUUUGACUCGAGGGUCUGCGUGGGAAACGCCUCCAGCCUCCGUUUGACGUCCAUAUUCCGUCUCUAUAUCAGCUGCAGCGGUAAUACCUCUGAUUUGACUCUGUGCUCUGCAGCCUUCACCGUGAUUGAUGAGCUCAUACUUUUCUAUAACUGCGGGGAACAAACACAGCUGUAAUUUUCUCUCAGGCAGAUUUACGUCACCCUCAAAUGAGAGUAUAAUUGGAUAUUGUUACGCUGUCGUGAAUACAUCGAGUUUCAAUUUGUUUGACAGAAGCUCCUCUGGGCGAUGACAAACUCUGCAGCAACGUGAACUCAAAUCAUUAUUCCCACCCGACGUAGUUUUCAUGUACAGACGUUUGUCGCUCUGUGAUAAUCCUCGAAUGUCUCUGAGGUAUAACACCGACAUGAGAACCACUUAAAAUCAUUUUAAGAGGAUUUUAAACCUUAAACCUUAUGUCCUCACUCGGGGAAAAGGUUUCAAAAUAACACUCAAUGGGUGGAGUUUUCAUAUUCAUAUUUGAUGUCAUGAUAUCAAUUUUUUACGGCAGACUUUAUCUGAUAGUUGCACAAAAACGCAGGAAUGAGACGCCACAUUGAAAGGUGAAAAAGUGGAAAUAAACGGUGGCUGAAUUUGUGACAGAGAGCGUCUAAAACAGAUUCAGAGAAACAAGGAAAUGUAUUAAAUUUAUCAUCUAUGGAGGUGAAGCUGCUGCCUCCUCCAGCUCAGACCAAAAACAGGCGACGACACGGACAGAGAGAGAAGCCCUGACACAGAGGCUGUCGUAUGAUAUAGAGUGAAGUCGUUUGGCCUGUUUCCCACAGAGGAAAAACCGGCAUUCAAGGCAAAGAGCUUCAAAGAUUUGACAAGUUGUAAAGCUUUCACAGAAAACCUGUUUCAGAAUUAAAGGAAGUUUAAAUUCAUCUUAAAACCUGUUUAAAGUCAGAGAGUCUGAUCCCAGGAUUAGUCUAAAAGUCGAAUGUAUUUCAUGCACAGAUGUUAAGAGAGCCUCAUACAGAGGAGCAUGUUUAAUAUUAGUGGACUAAAUAAGUUCAGGCAUAUCUUAGCUAUUAUUUUUUAUUACCAUUUCUUAUUGUUAAAACAAAACAAAAGUGUUCAGCUUCACUUAGACUCAUUACGAUGAGCAGUUUAAUUACAAAUACUCUCAUAAUGAGCUCAUAUCCACCAAACAAGGUAACCCCAAAACUGCCCGGCGCAAAAAUCUCCCGGAUUUCAUAACCCGGAUGUUGGCAGGAGAGGGUCCACAUGAGUCCAGUUACAGAUUCAAUCCAAAGAGGUCCAUGGGUUACUCCAAAUCUAAAGAGGCUGUAUGAUCGGGCUCAAGUUGUUUGUGAUCCGUCUUUGGAUCCUCCUUCCUUCUCAGGUUAACAGUCUCAAUGACUCUCCUGAUGAGAAUCUAGUCUCUGUUCAUAAUCCAGAUCCUUUGUCUCAGCAGAAACCAGAUCUCUUGGCUGUCAAACAGCUCUUACUCUGAAUUUUCACUACAUCCGGAACAGCGGCAAUUUGCCGAUUCCUACCAGAUCUGUUUGUGAAGUGAAUAUCAUGGUGGAUUACGGACAGCCGUAAUUGUGAGAACUCACAAGAACCUUCGCAAACAACACAAACUCCACCUCAGGCGCUUUUGCCGCCACCUGACCGUUGAAUGACACUUUUGACCUCAAUGAAGGCAGUGACGAUUUUAGGAGGACAUGCUGCAACUUAAGUGGACGGUCAGGACACCGAAACCACUAAAAAGUCUGCUAUGGGAGAAUUUGGGGUUUUACGCCGCAGAAAGCAAAAUAAAGAACAAAAAUCGGGCUGGAUGUCGACUUCGUACUGUGUUUAAGAUUAGCUUUUGGGUUUGAGCAAAUUUUGGCCUCAUAUAGAAGCAAAAUGAAGAAUUUACAAGAGGCCCUGUGUGUGUGUGUGUUUCUACAUGAGCCAGUGUAACCUUGACAUCUCAUGAUUUUUGUUCACCAGCCGUCCAGAAACCCGGUGCGUCCUCAGGACCUGAAGAUUCUGUGUGCGGAGAACGAACAGACCAGAACAUGUUGGACGUCUGCGUUCAGACUGUUCAAGGUUAAUAAUACAAGAAUACGCCGCUCUUCUACAAAUCCGAACUUUAAGAGAACAACCUUGUACUGUUGGUAUUUUAUCUGUAUGCGUUUUCUUCUCGUGUUACCAGUACGGGAAGCAGCUCCAGUGUAACCACCAGCUCUCAAAGUCGGCGCCACGAAACCUCGAAGGAACCAGGUUCUCAGACACCAAGGUGAGACCAUCAGAUGAGCUGCAGGAGAUCUCACCUCAUGUCCCCUCUGAUGCUCUGCUUCACCUAAAUUUAACUUCCUCUGUGCAGUCCAGGUCGGAAGCCAGCCUGGUGGCCAUGGACUUCUCUGGAAAGUCUGGCGGACGGGUCAUUCAGAACCCGCUGGAGGCCCGGAGCGCUGAGAUGGAGGAAGGACAAGUCUGGAGGGUGAGGAGAGGGAGUGAAAGUGGGAGGUGGAGGGAGGAGGGUCACUAAUACUUCAGGAGAGGAGAGGGAGUCAUAAAAAGACGAUGGAGGAGAGAGGCGUGAAAGAUGAGACUACGGAGACUGAAAGAUCAUCUCUGUAUAUCACUGGAGUUCAUGAAAAUAUUAUUGCAAACUUUGAUUUUAAAAAGUUUUUAUUGGUCGAACCGUUUUUAAUGAGGAGCUGUGAUUUUUCAUCAGAGGAGACCUGUCGUCCUCCUUUUCAGCUUUCAUCAUGUCGGUCUGAAACUCCUGUGGACGAGCUCUGAACCCAAAUCAUCUUAAUAAUUAUCUCAUACUAUCUUAUCUGUGAAGAUCAUCAUUUCAGCUUUUACUUUUUACACAGCUCUGUAGUCUACAAACACCCUCACUGUCUCCACACACCGAGAGCGAGUGAAAUCAUUUGCGCGAAUGAUUUCACUCGUGCGAAUGAUUACAUGUUAAGUCAAUGCAAAGACGCGAUUAGACCAUAGACUGUAUAUACCAUGGACAACUUGGUUCCGCCUUCCGCUAGUAUUCGGAUUUGAAGCCGAAAAGCUUGCAGUAAGCAGGAUUUUUUUUGUGGGAUGGUAGUGGAAGGUCCCACCCACCUUCGCCUCUGAUUGGCUAGAAGUGCUGGGCUCCAAUUGAUUAUUCCAGAAUUGUGAUAAUGUUCUUUAAUAUUCUGUUUGAUGUACAGAGCCGACACCAUGCGCUCGGCUUGUGCGUGUGAUGACGUUUCACAGCCAAUCAGAGGCAAGGAGGCGGAACCUUCCUCUACCAUCCUAAAAAAAAUUUAUCACUCUCUGUAAUUCCGCGAUUUUUCUUCAUUUCCUUAAACCAACAUUGUGCAGUAGUGUUGUACGCAUUCACGAGAAAACAUUUUUUGCUCUGUUGAGAUGAAGAAAAAUAAAAAAAGUCCAGAAAAAAAACUGUGAUGUCAAGAUAAUGAGAAAAUAAGUUAUCAUGAGAUAACAGUGCGUGAAAAAAAGAAAAAUCCAUGUUAAAACUCGGCUUCCAUAAAAAAUGACUUUUUUUUUCAGUUUUCUCUUCUUAACAAACAAGUUUCCCCGAUACAGCGUCAGUGGACGCAGUGUAGUAAACAAAAAUCUUUUAUUUUUUCAUUUAUUUUUAAUUUGAACUAGAAAAGUACUCGUAGAGCGCAGACCUCCGCCAAGCAGCUCAUGUCCCCCUUAUAUUGUGAUUCACACCAAAACUUUUACUGUUACAUGUCUUUUAUUAACGUUUAUUUGUGUUUAAACUGGUAUGUUCACUGUUCAUAAUGUUCCUAAAACAAGAAAUGCCCUGACCGGGACUCGAACCCAGGACCUUCUUGCUGUGAGGCGACAGUGCUAAUCACUACACCACUGUGCCGCCCAUUGGUUUUCUCUCAGCAUUGAAAAUUCCAACGACACCCUAAUUUUUUUGUGUUCUGGAUCACAGUAUCCGGAAUUUUGUUCGGAUCACCGCCAAAAUGUAAUGGGAUCCUCCUGGGGCUGAGACGCACCUCUGGUGAAAAUUUCAGGUCAAUCCGUCUGUAACUUUCUCCGUAAAGUUGUUAACAAACAAACAAACGCUACUGAAAACAUAACCUCCUUGGCGGAGGUAAUAAGAUGCUGAGCACAGAUCGAGCAGCUGUCAUGUUGUUUUAUUUACACUGACCACCAUCACUCACAUCACUCUGUUUGGCUUUUGUUAGUCAAUUGGUUGAACAAACACAGACUGAGAGGUUCAAAAUAUGACAGGGUUCACACAGAAGACCAACAUCUUCAGAGGAGGAAGUGGUUCUUCAGGGGUUUGAGGUCUACAAACAGAUCAACAGGUCAGUGGAUGUUGAAGGAAACACCUCUCACAUACGGCCUCUGUUACAGUUGACCACAGUCAGCAAUCACAACCUUUGCACAAGUCUGACCACUCUGGCUGCCCUGUGCCUCCAUUUUUUUGACAACAUCCAGUCCCUCCACCACCUGGCCAAACACCACAUGCUUCCCGUCCAGCCUGAAGGAGACAGAAAUGAGCUCAAACUGUUGGAAGACCAUCUGAAUACAGCUGCACAUGGGUCAGAGUGGAACCUACCAGACUGUUUUAACCGUGCAGAUGAAGAACUGAGACCCGUUGGUGUUGGGUCCAGCAUUAGCCAUGGACAGUACUCCCGGUAUGGUGUGCUUCAGCUGGAAGUUCUCGUCAUCAAACUUCCCUCCGUAGAUGGAUGUCCCUCCAGUCCCAUUAUGGUUGGUGAAGUCUCCACCCUGGACAACAGCACAAAACUCAGAUGACUCAGUGAAUUUUCAAGCUUUGUUUCUAUCAGACCUGCUUAAGUACUUCACUGUACCUGACACAUGAAAUCAGGGAUGAUCCGGUGAAAGAUAGAGCCUUUGUAGCCAAAACCUUUCUCCCCGGUGCAGAGGGCACGAAAAUUCUCUGUUAAAGAAAAUAUUUCAACUAAAAUUUCCAUUCCCUUCACUUCCUCCUUUCCUUGAACCUAAAUUGAAGCAGCUAUGGCGGCUGCAUUCGGCUCUGCAUCUGGUUCUGCAGGCUUUAAAUUCCGGCCUAACCACAGCCUCACCCAACAGUCAACUAAGAGCCUUAAGAGAGAGUUUGAAGUUUACCCACCUGAAGUCUUUGGGACCACAUCAGGCCGCAGCUGCAAAACAAAGACAUCAUCUUAAAGGAGAUGGUUCACAGAGAGGUCAAAGAUAAUGCUGCAGCUCUUUGAAAACUCUGAAAUAAAAGACAGUAUUGAGAUAAAGAAACAGACGUUCAAGAAAAAGUAAAACUUUUAUCUCACCUCCAUCACAAUCCUGCCUGCUGCUCGGUCUCCAAUAGUGAUGUCAAAGAAAACUCUGGGUCUGGCCAUGUCUACAAACUUAAUAAGAGACGAGUACGUAGGACUAACACCUGAAUGAAUCCCAGACAGGGUCUCAGAUACCGGAAGAGUUGGAGCUGCCAACAACUGUUCACAGUCAAGGUUUCUGUCAGAGGCUCGGGAACGGACCAAUAGGAAAGGAGGUGUGCCGAGAUGUGUGCGAAGGGCGAGAGCUCUCUGUGGGCGGAGCAAAGACUCAUCUGUCAGGUUUCUGUGGUUUACAUCAGAUUAAUCAAAUAAUCAUUAGACGCUUGUACUACUCUGGCAGCAUGAAUGACACAAAUGACGCAAAUUGGGCAGGAGCUGAAAAUGUCUCAACUUGAGCGGAUAUUUGCAUCGCGAUAACCAAUCAGCACAAAGAUUACCAAGUGAUGUAUGACAUUUUAGUGGUAUCUAAAAUGGAGGACAAACUGAUCAUGUUGGUGUGUUGGUGCCCCAAAUUAUAUGAUACCUUUUCUUUCAAUUACUAAAACCAGAGUGUUUCAGUUACCAAGUCAGAAAAAGCAAAACCGAAGGCCUGAAACAAGAUGGCUACGUUUACGAAAGUUACUUUAGCGCUUGCCUGAUAUUCGGGCAAGGAAAGCGCUAAAAUCACUUUAGUAGAUGUAGCUAUCUUGUUUCUGCCUCAGAUUUAGCCUUUUUCAGCACAAAGAUGGCCAAGUACGUCAUUUUCAGCUCGCAGUUCUGACUUCUGAGGUUACUCCAACGCAGCAAGAUUUGUAUGAAUUAAGCGAGGAGAUGAUUUUACUUGCGCUUGGUGUGAGCGCAUGUGAGGCUGGUGGUUAGCACCCACAUUAGCUCUCCGUUCAGCCCUGUGAAGAUGGGAUAUCUGCUGUUUUGUUAAAUGAUUCCAUAUUGAACUUAAUGAACCUGGUGUCAAGGGUUAAAUAUGAUCUUAAAAUCCGCUCAUAUCUCUGAUUUUCUGACCUUUUUCUGUCCCCCUCACUCAUGCAGAGGCGGGAAGCCCUGAGGUGCAGUCUGCCCAACCUGAACUCUGGAGCCAGACCCUCCUGUAAGUCUGGAAACAAGGCGAGACCUGGUUCUGAUCCGGGUCACCUUAGUUUGUUCUCUAAACCCACUCCACCCACCUUCGCCUCUGAUUGGCUAGAAGUGCUGGGCUCCGAUUGGUUAUUCCUUAUGGCUGUGAAACGUUAUUGUCUGUUGGGUUAGGAGAUUCAGAAUUGCGAUAAUGUUCUGUAAUGUUCCGUUUGAUGUACAGAGCCGACAGCCUGCGCUCGGCUUGAGCAUGUGAUGACGUUUCACAGCCAAUCAGAGGCAAGGAGGCGGAACCUUCCCCUACCAUCCUAAAAAAAUUUACCGCUCUCAGUAAUUCCGCGAAUUUUCUCAAUUUCCUGAAACCAACAUUGCGCAGUAGCAUUGUACGCAUUCACCGGGAGAGUUGCCGAGAGUCGCUGUGAUGAUGCUCAGCUCACCCAUAGGCUGUAUCAAGUGUCAAUCGUAGAAAACAUGAACCCCCGAAUAACUUUUAAAAACAGAGCUGCACAGAAAAAAGAGGAAGAAAGAUUUAUAUUCUGUGAAAUUGAUUUAUAAAGUUUGUCCACAGCUCCAUAGAGAUCACUGAUGGAGGCGGGAUUUAUGAUCUAUACUGCAGCCUGUCACCAGAGGGUGCUGUUCUCACGGUAGCUUCACCCAGCAAGGAGGCAGACGGCGUCCAUUUUAUAUACAGUCUAUGGAUUAGACCCAGAGUCAGCAAUAGGUGGACUGCUGAAGAGCGGAGCGCUUUGAAAUGUUAAAAUAUUUUAGAAAUAUCCUGAUCUGGAGACUGUUUUUAAAAUUUUAUUAACGUUUAUUUGUGUUUAAACUGGUAUGUUCACUGUUCAUAAUGUUCCUAAAACAAGAAAUGCCCUGACCGGGACUCGAACCCAGGACCUUCUUGCUGUGAGGCGACAGUGCUAAUCACUACACCACUGUGCCGCCCAUUGGUUAUCUUUCAGCAUUGAAAAUUCCAACGACACCCUUAUUUUUGUGUGUUCUGGAUCACAGUAUCUGGAAUUUUGUUCGGAUCACCACCAAAAUGUAAUGGGAUCCUCCUGGGGCUGAGACGCACCUCUGGUGAAAAUUUCAGGUCAAUCCGUCUGUUACUUUCGCCGUAAAGUUGCUAACAGACAAACAAACAAACGCUACUGAAAACAUAACCUCCUUGGCGGAGGUAAUAAGAUGCUGACCACAGAUCGAGCAGCUGUCAUGUUGUUUUAUUUACACUGACCACCAUCACUCACAUCACUCUGUUUGGCUUUUGUGAGUCAAUUAGUUGAACAAACACAGACUGAGAGGUUCAAAAUAUGACAGGGUUCACACAGAAGACCAACAUCUUCAGAGGAGGAAGUGGUUCUUCAGGGGUUUGAGGUCUACAAACAGAUCAACAGGUCAGUGGAUGUUGAAGGAAACACCUCUCACAUACGGCCUCUGUUACAGUUGACCACAGUCAGCAAUCACAACCUUUGCACAAGUCUGACCACUCUGGCUGCCCUGUGCCUCCAUUUUUAGGACAACAUCCAGUCCCUCCACCACCUGGCCAAACACCACAUGCUUCCCGUCCAGCCUGAAGGAGACAGAAAUGAGCUCAAACUGUUGGAAAACCAUCUGAAUACAGCUGCACAUGGGUCAGAGUGGAACCUACCAGGAUGUUACAGCCGCGCAGAUGAAGAACUGAGACCCGUUGGUGUUGGGUCCAGCAUUAGCCAUGGACAGUACUCCCGGUAUGGUGUGCUUCAGCUGGAAGUUCUCGUCAUCAAACUUCCCUCCGUAGAUGGUUGUCCCUCCAGUCCCAUUAUGGUUGGUGAAGUCUCCACCCUGGACAACAGCACAAAACUCAGAUGACUCAGUGAAUUUUCAAGCUUUGUUUCUAUCAGACCUGCUUAAGUCCUUCACUGUACCUGACACAUGAAAUUAGGGAUGAUCCGGUGAAAGAUAGAGCCUUUGUAGCCAAAACCUUUCUCCCCGGUGCAGAGGGCACGAAAAUUCUCUGUUAAAGAAAAUAUUUCAACUAAGAUUUCCAUUCCCUUCACUUCCUCCUUUCCUUGAACCUAAAUUGAAGCAGCUAUGGCGGCUGCAUUCGGCUCUGCAUCUGGUUCUGCAGGCUUUAAAUUCCGGCCUAACCACAGCCUCACCCAACAGUCAACUAAGAGCCUUAAGGGAGAGUUUGAAGUUUACCCACCUGAAGUCUUUGGGACCACAUCAGGCCGCAGCUGCAAAACAAAGACGUCAUCUUAAAGGAGAUGGUUCACAGAGAGGUCAAAGAUAAUGCUGCAGCUCUUUGAAAACUCUGAAAUAAAAGACAGUAUUGAGAUAAAGAAACAGACGUUCAAGAAAAAGUCAAACUUUUAUCUCACCUCCAUCACAAUCCUGCCUGCUGCUCGGUCUCCAAUAGUGAUGUCAAAGAAAACUCUGGGUCUGGCCAUGUCUACAAACUUAAUAAGAGACGAGUAUGUAGGACUAACACCUGAAUGAAUCCCAGACAGGGUCUCAGAUACUCUGUCUUUCUGGGACGUUAAUCAUGUGGGUCUGUAGACUGGAAGUGUCGGAGCUGCCAACAACCGUUCACAGCCAAGGUUUCUGUCAGAGGCUCGGGAACGGACCAAUAGGAAAGGAGGUGUGCAGAGAUGUGUGCGAAGGGCGAGAGCUCUCUGUGGGCGGAGCAAAGACUCAUCUGUCAGGUUUCUGUGGUUUACAUCAGAUUAAUCAUCUAAUCAUUAGACGCUUGUACUACUCUGGCAGCAUGAAUGACACAAAUUGGGCAGGAGCUGAAAAUGUCUCAACAUGAGCGGAUAUUUGCAGUGCGAUAACCAAUCAGCACAAAGAUUACCAAGUGAUGUAUGACAUUUUAGUGGUAUCUAAAAUGGAGGACAAACUGAUCAUGUUGGUGUGUUGGUGCCCCAAAUUAUAUGAUACCUUUUCUUUCAAUUACUAAAACCGGAGUGUUUCAGUUACCAAGUCAGAAAAAGCAAAAUCAAAGGCCUGAAACAAGAUGGCUACGUUUACGAAAGUUACUUUAGCGCUUGCCUUAUAUUUGGGCAAGGAAAGUGCUAAAAUAACUUUAGUAGAUGUAGCCAUCUUGUUUCUGCCUCAGAUUUAGCUUUUUUACGACUUGGUAACUGAAACGCUGGGAACUCGGGUGUGACGUCAUUUUCAGCUCGCAGUUCUGACUUCUGAGGUUACUCCAACGCAGCAAGAUUUGUAUGAAUUAAGCGAGGAGAUGAUUUUACUUGCGCUUGGUGUGAGCGCAUGUAAGGCUGGUGGUUAGCACCCGCAUUAGCUCUCCGUUCAGCCCUGUGAAGAUGGGAUAUCUGCUGUUUUGUUAAAUGAUUCCAUAUUGAACUUAAUGAACCUGGUGUCGAGGGUUCAAUAUGAUCUUAAAAUCCGCUCAUAUCUUUGAUUUUCUGACCUUUUUCUGUCCCCCUCACUCAUGCAGAGGCGGGAAGCCCUGAGGUGCAGUCUGCCCAACCUGAACUCUGGAGCCAGACCCUCCUGUAAGUCUGGAAACAAGGCGAGACCUGGUUCUGAUCCGGGUCACCUUUGUUUGUUCUCUAAACCCGCUCUGCGCUCUCCUCGUCUUUUUUUAACCCUUCUUCUUUUUCGUUUGUUUUUUUGCAGCCAUCCACAAAUCUCAGCCGUGGUUUCAUGGCGGCGUGUCCAGAAAGGAGGCGCAGAGGCUGAUAGAGAAGCAGGGACUGGUGGACGGGUGAGUGGAAGAAAAGACCGUUUUCACGUUGGCGUGUUGAAUGAUUCAUGCGUGAGCUCGGGGUUUGCCUCUUUUCCAGGAUCCAGGAUCAGGUUCUGAUUCUGAGCUCUGUCAGUCAAACGCCCUGCAUCGAAUUAUUCAAAUUUAUGAUCCAAUUCAAAUUCUGUGAACGCUGAUGCCGCUGAAACCGUCAGCAACAACCAUCAGGGCAGAAAAUGGCAGCAGGCUGCAGAUGAUUUACAUGAGCUGAUGAGUUGUCUCUGCUGGCAGAUAAAUGUUUUCAGCGAUGAUUCAGCCGACGUUCAUCACUCAAUCUCACGCUCCUGAUCUGAUAUCUCACAGUCUGACACACACAGAGACUAACAGACCGACAGUGUCACGCCGUGUGACACGCAACCGAUCCGCAACACGUCUGUUAUCACGCAGUGAGCUGGAGCCUGAAGGAGACACGGGUGUCUUCUCGAAUCCCCAAAAAGGCCUUUAAUUCACCCUGAGUUCAUUAUCCAGCAUUUGACUCUGAACGCUGUGCUUCUGUGUUAAAUUUGUGUGAUAAGAAGAUUAAAUCUGGACUGUUUUUGUGUUUCUUUGUGUUAGGAUGUUUCUCAUCCGUGAGAGCCAGCAGCACGCUCAGUGCUUCGUCCUCUCUCUGUGUUACAAACUGAAGACCAAACACUACCUGGUUAUUCCUGUAAGUUUUUCCUCAUUUACAUAAAUACCAAAACAAGGCGCUUCCUCCUUUUGGAAGUGAUACCACUCUUUACCAGCAGGGGGCACUGUUGUGAAAAAAUGAGCUUCAUUAAAGGGAUAUUCCGACAUAAAACCAAUUUAGGUUCAAACACACCGAGUUAGACACCCCCUUCAGAGAUGAAUUUUGCUGAUCGCUUGCUUCUCUAGUUAAAGAAGAAGAAGAACGGAAUAGAGAGAGCAAAUCUUGGACUCAACAUACCGUACAGGGACAAGCUGAACAAUGAAGACAGAGAGCGUUACAGAAGCAAAAUUGUGGACAUUGUGAACAUGGUUUAAUGGUGGUAGCAUCUGGAAAUCAUCUUCUGACCAUUCAGUGUGGUCAUAUGGGUCAAGUCCAGCAAUGUCCGCAAUUUUGCUUCAGUAAUCCUGCGUAAUCCUAAUUUCAUUCAUUCCAAUGCGCUAAGUGUGGUUUUGUCUGUAAAAAUGGCCGCGCUGGCACAUCACCCACUGAGCCCCCUGUGCUGAUGUCAGUGCUGCUACACUUUAUAGGGUCCCAGCCAUAGUACUAGACACCAAACAUCUUUUUAACUUUGACUAAUUUCUUUAGCAGAGAGACAAAACACAACUCACCUACUCCCUUCCAGCAGACGCUUGUUGGUAGUGAGUCCUCAUGCGAGUCCAUUAAGGACUACAGCAGGGUGACGCAGCUCAAGGAAGAACAUUUAUGAUCAUUUCUUCAUGGAAAUACAAUCAGACUGAGACACUAAGGCAGAAGAACUACUGUGUCUGCAAAAUGAUUAAUAUGGUGAUUAUUAUUCAAGGAAAUGAUAAAGAAAUGAUCAUAAAUGUUCUUCCUUGAGCUGCGUCACCCCGCUGUGUUCCGUGAUGGACUCGCAUGAGGACUCACUACCAACAAGCGUCUGCUGGAAGAGAGUAGGUGAGUUGUGUUUAGUCUCUUUGCUAAAGAAAUGAGUCAAAGUUAAAAAGACGUUUGGUGUCUAGUACUAUGUCUGUGACCCUAUAUGUCCUGUUGAUGAAGUCAGGUGCUGUUCUGAGCAUUAUUUGUGGCUAUAGAGUGGCGUUUUGGUCGAGCACGUGUCUCUCUGUAUUGCUAUCCUGCGGUCGUUACUAAAGUUGGUAUAACUAGAGAAGCAAGCGGUCGGCAACAUUCAUCUCUGGAGGGGGGGUCUAACUCGGUGUUACGGUGUGUUUGACCCUAAAUUAAUUUUACGCAGGAAUAUCCCUUUAAAUCAUACUUAUGGGUUUUUUUGUCACUUUUUGCUGAGUUUAUUUCUCGGCUGAAGUUUGCCUUCACUCUGAUUUUAAUCAUUAACAAAUCAAAGAGAUGAAUCACCAUCUUCCAGACAGAUAACAAUCCCUCACAGCUUCAGAGGGCUUUAUUAGACGUGUCACAGAGUGGCGAUAAAUAUCUGGUGGUAUAUAAAGUGCGUCACAGACUGCAGCACCUUUGUGAUGACCGUGUUCAUGUUUGUCUCUGCAGUGCGAGGAGGGAGGCAGGAAGUACUUCACCAUGGACGACGGCCUGACUCUCUUCAUCGACCUCCUGCAGCUGGUGGAGUUUCAUCAGAUCAACAAAGGCAUCCUCCCCGUCUGCCUCAAACACCCGUGUGUCUGCGUAGCACUUUGAACCCGUUUGUGACCUCUGCCCUGCUGGCCCAGGAUCAGACACCCAGACCUGUACUUCACCUCGGCCCUCUGAUUGUACUGAUAUCGAUUAAACCCUGAUGAUAAAAGCAAUUAGUCCAGUCUGUGCCGGAGCAGGUCGGAGGUUUGUGAUAACAUUAUCAGCGCUGGAAGAUGUGGACUCCUGGGAAGUGUGAGCCAGAUAUGGAGCAUAUUGUCCAGCCUCUCGUCUCUGUAGCUGUUUUAAUUAUUCCGACUACAUGUGCAGCUCCAGACAGAGGUUUGAUUUUUAUUUUUAAUUAAUGAGCUGGAGUCCCCGUGGAGAAGACUUAAUUAGCCGUGCUGGACGGACUUUUAGCGCUUUGGGGAGCUGUAAAUGUGCACUUUGAUUAGGAUUCACACGGCCGUGAGUGCUCUGUGAUGAGGGGCAGCAGGAGGAAACCUUUGAUUGUGGCCUCACCAGAUUUCACUGGAGGACUGAUCGCCUUCAGCCACCAGAGGGCGCUCUGAGUCAAAGCACAGACAGAGGCGUUCACAGAGUUUUUCCAGCUGUUCUUGUUAUUAUUGAUGUGGAGAAAUGUGCCGUUACGAUGAUGAAAAAUGCCCCAGGUUGCAAUCAUGUAGCAUGUAAACCCUCAUUCAUGACUGUUUGACUCUAAAGUGCCUGAAAGUCAAUCUCUCAUAUUCAUUCGAGCUUUAAUUCUUUCAGACUCUGUAUUUGCACUAUGAUGGUAAAGGGUUAUCUGCGUUAUCCUGUGACGUGUAAACAACCGAAUAAGAGACACAAACAAGUUUUAGGCUUUUGAUUGAAAACUUUUGCAUGAAUUAGGAAAGAGAAGACAAUCUUGACUCCCUAAAUACAGGAUUUUACUUUCGUAUUAACCGCCGAGGAAGACGGAGAGAUGUGGUGAAAGCUUUCAGACUCACUUCUGUAAAUUAAAGCACUUCUGAGUUUUCAUUAGAGACGGUUGUUUUAACAUGUCAGCUUUACAUCAAAACUUUGCACAUGCGUUCACGAACUCUCACCAUGUGUCGACAAAUACCCUCCUCAUUCAUGAGUCCUGAGUUUACCUUUUUCCUUUAUUUCUUCCACGUCAGAGUAAGUUUGUAAGUUUUAUACACUUUGUAUGUUUUGUGCCCUCUACAGCCUGUUUUAUAUGUUGAAUAAAUAAUUGUGGAAUAGCUCAGUUUAUAUGUCGAUGUUUUCUUGUUUUCUAAAUUCAAGCUGUGCCGGUUUAAGAUCCUUUUAUG